AUGGUCGCUGCCGCUGACACCUGCAUCACAUCUGCAGCUCCCGGCAACGUCCAGGACCCUAUUUUGAGUUCCAUUGCCGCUGUUGCACCUCCCCUUUCCACUCUUAGCAGCUUGGUUAAUGCUUGGCAAUCGUCCGAUGGUAUCAACGGUGCUCUCGCUAUCCAGCAGAGCUACUACCCCCUCUACAGCUCUGUCAUUGCUCUGAGCUCCGCCGUUGCUACUCCUCCCACUAUUGCUUCUAAUGAUGUUGUUGUUUACAUCGACUCUUUGAGCAGCUUGGUUGGCGAUAUUUCUAGCCUUAUGAAUGCCCUUAAUGUGAAGGCUAAUGCCUUCGCUGCCAACGGUGUUGGUCCUAUUGUUGUUGGUGACGUCACUUCUUUGGCUGGACCUGCUUCAGCUAUCGAGGCUAGCCUGUUCGCUGGUCUGCCCACCGAUGCUCCUUGCGACCAGGUGAGCACCGCUGGCGAUAUUGCUAGCUCUUUCGCUUCCGCUUUCAGUGGUGCCGCUUCUACCUUUAGCAUUUCUUCGGGUAUUCCUACUUUCCCCCCUGCUCCUACUGCUUGCGCCACUUACUGCGCGGCAUCUUCUGCCCCCGCCGCAUCUUCUGCUCCUGCUGCUUCCAGCGCUCCCGCCGCAUCUUCUGCUCCUGCUGCUUCCAGCGCUCCCGCCGCAUCUUCUGCUCCCGCUGCCUCUAGCGCUCCCGCUGCAUCUUCUGCUCCUGCUGCCUCUAGCGCUCCUGCUGCAUCCUCUGCUCCCGCUGCUUCCAGCGCUCCCGCCGCAUCUUCUGCUCCUGCUGCUUCCAGCGCUCCCGCUGCAUCUUCUGCUCCUGCUGCCUCUAGCGCUCCUGCUGCAUCCUCUGCUCCCGCUGCUUCCAGCGGUGCUUCCAAGCCUACCGGUGGCGCCGCUGCUGCUGAUGCCGCUGCCACUUCCGCUGCCAGUGCUGCCGACGCUUUGGCCAGUGCUAUUGAGACUGCCACCAGCCCUGCCCAGCUCGUAAGUCCUUUCGAGAACCUCGAGGAUAGCCUUGGUUCUCUCGUCUCUGCCGUUGCGGCUGCUGGCCCCUUGGAUGCUGCUGAGGUUGGUCCUGCUGUCCAGGCUUUCGGUACCUUGGCUGCUUCUCUUAUCAAGGUUCUUACCAGCCUCACUGAGAAAGCUUCUACUCUUUCCAAGCGUGAGUUGAUGAUCGGUGCUAGCGACAAUGCUGGCGAGAACAUCCAGAGCAUUGCUUCCCUCGUUUCCCAGUACGAGUCCACUCUGUUCGCCAACUUCCCGACUGAUGCUGCUUGCUCUGAUCUGCAGUCUGCUUCCACCAUUGCUUCUAGCUUGGCUGGUGCAUUCUCUUCUGCUGCUUCUGCCUACGGUGUCUCUAUUGUUAGCUUCCCUACCCCCCCUGCUUGCGAGUCUGGUGCCAGCUCUGCCCCUGCUAGCUCUAUGUCUGGCAACGCUACCAGCAAGGCCCCUGUUUCCAGCGGCAAUGCUACCAGCAAGGCUCCUGUCACUAGCGGCAACUCUACUGCUACCGGUACCGGCAGCAGUGUCGCUUCGACCAUCACCACUGUUGUUACCGCUUACACCACUUACUGCCCUGAGGCCACUACUCUGUGCGUUAACGGCAAGUGCCACACUGUCACUGAGGCCACUACCUUGACCAUCACUGACUGCCCUUGCACUUUGACCACCGUUGUUACCGACUACGUCACCUACUGCCCUGAACCCACUACCUUUACCUACGGUCAGAAGACUUACACUGUCACUGCCCCUACCACUAUUACCAUCCCCUGCAGCUCCACUGCUGGCCCUGGCCCUGCCCCGGGUCCUACUGCCCCUGCUGGCACCUCUGGCGCUGCACCCGUUGUCUCUCCCGUGAACACCAGCCCCAGCGUUGCCCCCGCUAACUCUGGUGCUAUCAAGGGUGUCUCAGCUGCUGUUGCCAUUGCUGCUGGUGCCCUUGCUCUCCUUGCUUAG
Molecule: messenger RNA, 1965 nt
Organism: Wickerhamiella sorbophila
Lineage: Eukaryota; Fungi; Ascomycota; Dipodascomycetes; Dipodascales; Trichomonascaceae
Exons: 1
Coding region: 1-1965 (654 amino acids)
Biological process (GO): fungal-type cell wall organization
Cellular component (GO): fungal-type cell wall
Molecular function (GO): structural constituent of cell wall
Source: RefSeq, a predicted model, not a curated record